AUGGAUGUUGUCACGGCUACUCAACAGUACAUAUCGGAAAUGAUCCGGCUGGCUGGUCCUGGCAUGAAAGUGAUGAUGAUGGAUAAAUGCACGACCAGUGCUGUAUCAUGCGUUUAUGCACAAAGCGAUAUGAUGCAGAAAGAAGUGUAUUUGUUUGAACGCAUCGAUUCUAUUGCUUUGAGAGAGCCAAUAAAGUACCUCAAAUGUAUAACAUUUUUACGACCUACCACAGAAAACAUUCACCUAUUAGCUGAUGAGUUGCGAUUUCCGAAAUAUGGCCAAUAUUAUAUAUAUUUUUGUAACAUCAUUAGCAAAACUGACGUCAAAGCACUGGCGGAGGCGGAUGACCAAGAAACGGUCCGUGAAAUGCAUGAAUUCUUCAUGGAUGGCGUUCCUUUGUGUCCGCAUCUUCUGUCAUUAAAUAUUCUUCAUAGCUAUGACUCAUCUUUCUCUGUUUUGACACCAGUUUUUACGCGAGCUCUAAAUUCAAUCAUUGCCACACUACUGGCAUUAAAAAAGAAACCCGAAAUACGAUAUCAAAAGUCAAACAAAGAUAGCAAAUUGUUGGCUGAAGAAGUUGCCAAGGCAAUCGCUCGCGAAGAAAGCUUAUUUGAAAAUGCCAAAGCCGACACAGUUUUAUUAAUAAUCGAUCGAAGUGAAGAUCCAGUAACUCCUCUGCUGAACCAGUGGACCUAUGAAGCUAUGGUCCAUGAACUUGUGGGUAUCAACAACCAUCGCGUUAAUAUAAAUACGGCUUCGAAUACCGGUGCUUUAAUACUUUCACCUCUUCAUGAUCCGUUUUACUCGAAGAACAUGUAUGCAAAUUUUGGUGAGAUUGGGCAGAAUAUCAAAGAGUUGAUAACAGAAUUUCAACGAAAAUCACAAACCAAUCAAAAACUUGAGUCAGUUGCUGAUAUGAAAAGCUUUGUUGAACAGUAUCCGCAAUUCAAAAAGAUUUCCGGUACCGUUACCAAACAUUUAACAGUACUUGGUGAGUUGUCAAAACUAGUAGCUACUCGGAAUUUGCUUGAAAUUUCUGAGGUAGAACAACAAAUCGCAAGUGGUGGUGAGCAUUCACAUUGCCUGGUUAAUGUUCGACGCCUUUUGCAGCAUGAACAAACAACGGAUCUCGAUGCAACAAGACUAGUGAUGUUGUACGCUCUGCGAUUCGAGAAUCAUGCGAAUAGCGACAUUCACGGCUUAGUGCAAUUGUUAAGACGGAAAGGUGUGAGCAGUCAAAAUAUUAAGGUAAUAAGAGCUGUUCUGGAUUUCGGCGGUUCAGCUCGCCGGCAAAAUGAUCUUUUUGGUGGCACAGCAAUAGCAAUGACUAAACGUUUCAUCAAAGGUUUAAAAGGAGUUGAAAAUGUUUAUACACGGCAUGAACCGUAUAUUACUGAAUUAAUCGAUUCACUAUCCAGGAGUCGUCUCUCUGAUACAGCUUACCCCUAUGUACUACCACCACUAUCGAAUCGUAUCGAUAAUAUAAUUCUGUUUCUCAUCGGUGGUGCUACUUAUGAAGAAUCACGGGCGGUGUACAUGGGAAAUCAACGUGGAAAAACUUCGUCUGGUCCAUCGAAUGCCAUUCUUCUUUCUACUGCAAUGCUUAAUUCCACUAGUUUUAUUGAAGAACUUCUGGUGGCUGCAACAAUCGGGUGA
Molecule: messenger RNA, 1656 nt
Organism: Brugia malayi
Lineage: Eukaryota; Metazoa; Nematoda; Chromadorea; Rhabditida; Onchocercidae
Gene: Bma-vps-45
Exons: 13
Coding region: 1-1656 (551 amino acids)
Biological process (GO): vesicle-mediated transport; intracellular protein transport
Cellular component (GO): Golgi membrane
Source: RefSeq, a predicted model, not a curated record